AUGCAGCGCCUCGUCAAGGUUGACGGCAAGGUCCGCACCGACUCCACCUUCCCUUCGGGCUUGAUGGAUGUCAUCUCGAUCGAGAAGACGGGCGAGAACUUCCGCCUGAUCUACGACACCAAGGGUCGCUUCACCGUCCACCGCAUCACGGACGAGGAAGCACAAUACAAGCUCGGAAAGGUCAAGCGUGUCCAGCUUGGCAAGGGCGGAAUUCCCUACUUGGUUACGCACGAUGCGCGAACGUAA
Messenger RNA from Plenodomus lingam JN3, 246 nucleotides. The record is from RefSeq and is a predicted model, not a curated record. Lineage: Eukaryota; Fungi; Ascomycota; Dothideomycetes; Pleosporales; Leptosphaeriaceae.